AUGCCGGCCUCCCUCAAUAGACCACCGAAACCUCCUCAAAACACAGAGCCUACUGCCCCUCCACCGCCACCCAUCGACAGUAUCACCUUCACCACCCCCGAAAGACGUCUCAUAACUGUCAAUGAUCUAGUUCUCUACACAGCAUCACCCACACAUGACCUCAUCGUCUGCUUCAUAACAGAUCUCAAAAAUUCGGUCCUCAAUACCAAAAACUCGCACGAAUGUGUAGUGUCUCCGCUAGUAUCAAAGCUCUUAAACAUCCUCGACGAGAUUCGGGGAAUUGUUGACGAGCACCCGCCAGAGGAAGCUGCCGGAAGAUUCGGGAAUAAAUCAUUCAUGGGUUUCUAUGAUGCUGUCGCGGAGCGGGCUGGUAAGUUGCACGAGGAACUAGGGCUGCCUUCAGAAGCUGCGAAUGAGGAAGCGAGACGUUACUUGGUUGAGUCUUUUGGUAACCGCACUCGAAUUGAUUAUGGUUCUGGCCAUGAACUUAAUUUCAUUUCCUGGCUCCUUUGCUUCCGCCAAUUAUCUCUUGUCACACCCAUCGACUAUCAAGCACUAGUCCUUCGUGUCUUCAAUCGUUAUAUCUCUUUGAUGCGUCACAUCCAAACCACUUACCUCCUAGAACCUGCUGGCUCCCAUGGUGUUUGGGGGCUUGACGACUACCAAUAUCUCCCUUUUCUGUUCGGCGCUUCACAACUCUACUCUCACCCUCAUCUCCGGCCAAAGUGCAUCCAUGAUCCGGAAAUACUUGAGGAGUUCUCAAACGAGUACAUGUACCUUGGUUGCAUAUCCUUCAUCAAUUCCAUCAAGACUACUGCAAAGCUACGAUGGCACUCUCCAAUGUUGGAUGAUAUCUCAAAUGCGCGGAACUGGGCCAAGAUCACAGACGGGAUGAAGAAGAUGUAUGAGACUGAAGUGCUGGGGAAAUUACCAGUCAUGCAGCACUUUUUAUUCGGUGGCAUAUUGAAAGCGGCGGAAGGUAUGGGUGUGUAUGAGGAAGAGGAGAGGGCAGUUGAGUUUAAAGAGGGGAGGGUCGUGGUUGAUAAGGAUGGGAUGACACAUGUGCACAGUGGAUGGGGCGAAUGCUGUGGAAUCAAGGUCCCAUCGGCGAUUGGAGCAAGGAAGGAUGAAGAGAAGCAGAAGCUGAGAACCAUCCCAAGGAUUCCAUUUGAUUAG
This is a messenger RNA of Morchella importuna, 1176 nucleotides long. RefSeq lists its product as uncharacterized. The coding region runs from base 1 to 1176 and encodes 391 amino acids. The transcript has 2 exons. Gene Ontology annotation, biological process: mitotic spindle organization. Gene Ontology annotation, cellular component: protein phosphatase type 2A complex; nucleus; cytoplasm. Lineage: Eukaryota; Fungi; Ascomycota; Pezizomycetes; Pezizales; Morchellaceae. Gene Ontology annotation, molecular function: peptidyl-prolyl cis-trans isomerase activity; protein tyrosine phosphatase activator activity. The record is from RefSeq and is a predicted model, not a curated record.